GCUUCUUCAACAGCGACAAAAGGCUUCUGAUUCAACCAACGUGGUGGUUUGCUAGCGAACAUUAAACCGAAACAUUGAAGCGUUUAAGACAAAUCUUGUGUAUAUUAUUCUUAGUGUUUUAAAAACAAUUCUGUUUACAUAUCUACUAGUUCAUUGAAACGUAGAUUGCUUGUUAAUUUAGCUAAUGUGUUAAAUUGAUACAGCAUUAGGCUAAUCGCCGGGAACAUGAGCUCACUAAUCUCGACGGAGAAAGAAGCUCUGGUGAAAGGAGAGGGAGAAGCUUUCAGGAUGAAAAGGGAGGAAGAGGAGGCUAUCUCAUUGAAAGAAGAAGAGGAUGAUAUUACAGUGAAAGAGGAAUAUGGGAAAGAGGUUGUGGAAGAGGAGGAGGUAGAAGCUUUCAGAAUCAAAAAGGAGGAAGAUGCCAUAACAUUGAAAGAAGAGGAAGCUAUCUCAAUUAAAGAGGAGGAGGAAGACGUUUUGGGAGUGAAAAAGGAGGAGGCUGAAGAGUCGAUUAAGACCAGAGAGAGACGUGACUAUCGUGGAUCCUCUGGGGAGCCUCAACAACAUCCUGAUGCUGACGAGGCAGAGAAGAGUCUCUCCAGAUCAGACCACCAGAUGGACAACGCUAGCCCUUCCUCCCUCCUGGAGUCCCUGUGUCAUGCCUCUCCCGGUAGCACCUUACUGCUGGGUAUGAAGAGGUUGUCUGUGCAGCUGGUGGACUGCAGGAAAACAACGGGGCUGAGUGGAACUGUGAGAGGAGGAGAAGAGAAGAAAGGAUCAGAUUUGACACAUCAAAGAGAAAGACCAGACUCAGAGGAACCAGAGCCAGGGACGUCCAAACCAGCAAGACGACACCAGUGCUCCCACUGUAGAAAGGGUUGUAACCGGUUAUGGGACCUGAAACAACAUGAGAGAAUCCACACAGGAGAGAAGCCUUACCACUGCUCCCAGUGUGGAAGGAGUUUUAGCCAUAAAGGAAACCUGAACCAACACGAGAGAAUACACACAGGGGAGAAGCUUUACCACUGCUACCAGUGUGGAAAGAGUUUUAUCCAUUUAGGGUACCUGAAACAACAUGAGAGAAUACACACAGGGGAGAAGCCUUACCACUGUACCCAGUGUGGAAAGAGUUUUAAAGAUUUAGGGAACCUGAAAAGACAUGAGAGAAUACACACAGGGGAGAAGCCUUACCACUGCUCCCAGUGUGGAAAGAGUUUUAACGAUUUAGGGAACCUGAAACAACAUGAGAGAAUACACACAGGGGAGAAGCCUUACCACUGCUCCCAGUGUGGAAAGCGUUUUAAAGAUUUAGGGAACCUGAAACGACAUGAGAGAAUACACACAGGGGAGAAGCCUUACCACUGCUCCCAGUGUGGAAAGCGGUUUAACCAGAAAGGACACCUGAAUGAACAUGAGAAUACACACAGGGGAGAAGCCUUAUCACUGCUCCCAGUGUGGAAAGAGUUUUACCCAGUUAUGGAACUUGAAAAGUCAUGAGAGAAUACACACACAGGGGAGAAGCCUUACCACUGCUCCCAGUGUGGAAAUAGUUUUAACCACAAAAGCAACCU
Messenger RNA from Salvelinus fontinalis (brook trout), 1571 nucleotides. Its product is annotated as zinc finger protein with KRAB and SCAN domains 8-like. Gene Ontology annotation, biological process: central nervous system development; regulation of transcription by RNA polymerase II. The transcript has 4 exons. The coding region runs from base 226 to 1497 and encodes 423 amino acids. NCBI's taxonomy places the organism in Eukaryota, Metazoa, Chordata, Actinopteri, Salmoniformes, Salmonidae. The record is from RefSeq and is a predicted model, not a curated record. Gene Ontology annotation, cellular component: nucleus. Gene Ontology annotation, molecular function: RNA polymerase II cis-regulatory region sequence-specific DNA binding; DNA-binding transcription factor activity, RNA polymerase II-specific.